Acanthisitta chloris (rifleman) is the source of this 1587-nucleotide messenger RNA. RefSeq names its product polypeptide N-acetylgalactosaminyltransferase 2 (gene GALNT2). Gene Ontology annotation, cellular component: Golgi apparatus. The annotation marks the transcript as partial. The record is from RefSeq and is a predicted model, not a curated record. The transcript has 15 exons. Lineage: Eukaryota; Metazoa; Chordata; Aves; Passeriformes; Acanthisittidae.
GAGGACCCAAAUGAUAUUGACCCCAAAAGGAAAGAAGUGCGUGGCAGCGAUGCGGAGGACAAAGCACAAAGUCUGGAGACGCUACCUCCAGGCAAAGUUCGGUGGCAGGACUUUGAUCAAGACGCCUAUGUUGGUGCUACUGUGGUACGAUCGGGUCAGGAUCCAUAUGCACGCAAUAAGUUCAAUCAGGUAGAGAGUGACAAACUGCGGAUGGACCGAAGCAUUCCUGACACCAGGCAUGAUCAGUGUCAGCGGAAGCAAUGGCGGAUAGAUUUGCCAGCCACCAGUGUGGUGAUCACCUUUCAUAACGAGGCAAGAUCUGCUUUGCUUCGAACUGUUGUCAGUGUCCUUAAAAAAAGUCCAUCACAUCUUAUUAAGGAAAUCAUACUGGUGGAUGACUACAGUAACGAUCCUGAGGAUGGUGCUCUCCUGGGAAAAAUUGAAAAGGUGCGAGUUCUUCGCAAUGAUCGCCGAGAAGGCCUGAUGCGCUCCCGUGUCAGAGGAGCAGAUGCAGCACAAGCUAAAGUGCUGACCUUCCUGGAUAGUCACUGUGAGUGCAAUGAACACUGGCUGGAACCACUUUUGGAAAGAGUAGCUGAGGACAAGACCAGAGUUGUGUCUCCUAUUAUUGAUGUAAUUAAUAUGGACAACUUCCAGUACGUGGGGGCGUCAGCUGAUUUAAAAGGCGGCUUUGAUUGGAACCUGGUAUUCAAGUGGGAUUACAUGACACCAGAGCAAAGAAGAGCACGGCAAGGAAAUCCAGUUGCUCCCAUAAAGACACCCAUGAUAGCUGGUGGGUUGUUUGUGAUGGACAAAUCCUAUUUUGAAGAACUAGGGAAGUAUGAUAUGAUGAUGGAUGUUUGGGGUGGAGAAAACCUAGAGAUCUCAUUCAGAGUUUGGCAAUGUGGUGGGAGCCUAGAAAUUAUCCCUUGCAGCAGAGUGGGUCACGUAUUCCGCAAGCAGCAUCCUUACACGUUUCCCGGUGGGAGUGGUACCGUGUUUGCAAGAAAUACACGCAGGGCAGCAGAAGUCUGGAUGGAUGAGUAUAAAAAUUUCUACUAUGCAGCAGUGCCUUCAGCCAGGAAUGUACCUUAUGGCAAUAUUCAAAGCCGAAUGGAGCUCAGAAAGAGACUUAGCUGCAAACCCUUCAAGUGGUAUCUUGAAAAUGUUUAUCCAGAGUUACGGGUACCUGAUCAUCAAGAUAUAGCUUUUGGGGCUUUGCAGCAGGGUACCAAUUGCCUUGACACAUUGGGCCAUUUUGCAGAUGGUGUUGUUGGAGUUUAUGAAUGUCAUAAUGCUGGGGGAAACCAGGAAUGGGCCUUAACAAAGGACAAGUCAGUGAAACACAUGGAUUUGUGCCUUACUGUUGUGGACAGAGCACCUGGUUCACUUAUAAAACUUCAGGGCUGUAGAGAAAACGACAGCAGACAGAAAUGGGAACAAAUUGAAAGCAAUGCUAAACUGAGGCACGUCGGCAGCAACCUCUGUCUAGACAGCCGAAAUGCCAAAAACGGUGGUCUCACUGUGGAGAUCUGCAGUCCUUCUUUGUCACAACAGUGGAAAUUCACACUUAACCUGCAGCAGUAG